This is a messenger RNA of Trichoderma virens Gv29-8, 4428 nucleotides long. RefSeq lists its product as uncharacterized. The record is from RefSeq and is a predicted model, not a curated record. Lineage: Eukaryota; Fungi; Ascomycota; Sordariomycetes; Hypocreales; Hypocreaceae. The annotation marks the transcript as partial. The transcript is spliced from 7 exons. Gene Ontology annotation, molecular function: protein binding.
GAGAAGAAAAUAGUGCCAGAAGAUCUAGAGAGCGAUAAUCGAGAUGUUGCCGACUUGUGGAAGCAGGCUCUUCAGCAGUACAGAGGUAUCGUGGGCUUCGACUUGCAGCCCAAAUUCAACAAUGUUCAGGCUAUGAUAGAUUUCGGCACGAAUGAAAUGAAUGCUUUUCACAAAUUUCGGCACAACAGCAAAAAGGUUGACAAACUCCGUAGCCUUUUUGCUGCUAACAUCGAUUACAUUGAGAAAGGCGCUCAACAGCUCAUCAGCGCUGCCGUUCCUGCAUUUCCUCCGGCGGCUGCUAUUGGCACGGCCAUAACAUAUCUUCUUUCUGCUUGUAAACAAGUCUCAGCAGACUACGAUGUGGUCGUUGUGUUCUUCGACGAUAUGAAUAGCUUUUUAGAGCGUGUUGUCAUCUUGGAGACUCGUCUUCCAUCGCAUAAAGCCUACCAGAACUGUCUCAUGGACGUCUUUACGUCCUUCUUGACCUUGACUGGCUAUGCGCACAAGUACAUAGAACUUGGCCGAUUUAAGAAAUGGAUCACCAAUUUGAUUGGAGGCGAAGAUAGCGAUUUGGGUGGUGCCCGAAAAAAGAUGGAUAAAGAUCUCACCCGGCUGCAAAAUGCUACCGAGUUUGCCAUCCUGGGCAACAGCGAAGAACUUAAAAAAAUGAAUGCUGAGCUACAGAACAAUCAGGUAGCACACACCAGAAUGCUUGAGGAGCAGAAAGAAAUCAUGUUCUCUAUUAGUCAAGAUACUGGGAGUAUUCGCAGCGACGUCGCGAAGCUGCUAAAGGCGUUUACGGAGCAGAACGCAAAGCACGACCACAAAGGGAAGCCAUCGACUCAGGAUGCGGGGAAACCAGCAUCCGCUAAUCGAGUGCGAAACAGAAUGCCAGAUGUCGAAGGAGAUGGCCAUGAAUACACUAUCCUGAAGGAGACUCUGAUCCCAGACACUUGUACAUGGGUCUUUUCCCAGCAAGAAUGGGAAGACUGGAUAAAACAGGAUGAAGAUGUCACUGUACUGAAGCCAGUUCUUGCUUUAACAGGACAACCUGGUACUGGUAAGAGUCAUCUAGCUGCGUCGAUGCACGACAAGCUCAGCACGUUCGCUAGGGACGACUCCACCCAACGCACCUGCGUCGCGCACUUUUACUUCCGAGAGCAACAUAAAGAUUUAAAUUUAUUCCGAAGCGGAGUAAUUACUACUAUCAACCAGGUAGUUGAGCAGAGUGUGCCACUCUGCGAGAGGAUCAACGCAGAAAUGGUCCGUGACGAGGUUUUUUAUAAUGUCUUUGAAUGGAAGGACUUACUGCUCAAAAUCCUCGGGCCAGCCUUCAGCAAGGACUCUCCAAACCGUCUUUUCGUCUUAUUUGAUGGGCUGGAUGAACUUUUAGAUUUCCCUCAAUUUCUUGAAUUCGUGAAACUCGUCAGAGAGGAGAAGUUCAGAAUAUCGAUUGUUGUGACGUCUCGUCCCGACCUUCUGCAGAAACUAUCAGAGCAGGCCGAGGUUGACACUAUUGAAGUCACAAAAGAGAAGCAAUUGCAGGACUUCAAGACACUCAUAUGGCAUCGGAUCAACGAUUUGAGCUAUCUCAAGAAAUUUACACGUUACGUCCAGCAGAGAAUUGCAGAGAAGGUGGAAGAGGCGUCACCUAACCUAUUAUAUGCUGAGCAUAUGCUGAAGAGACUCAAUGCACUCGGCCGUGAAGGCGCUGCUCUUCAGGUGCUUGCGCGUCCAAUGCCAGAGACUUUGCACGGCGUAUACGAGAUCAUGUUGGACGAAUGCCAGCGCCGAAUGCCCGCUGCCCGCCAACAAAUUGCUUCCAAGCUGCUCCAUUGGAUUGCCUUCUCAUAUCGUGUCCUGAGCCUCGACGAAGUAACCUCGCUGCUGGUCUAUCUAUCUAAAGAUGACAGCUUUACUCUUGAGGAAAUUCCUGAAGUUGCAUCCAAGUUUCUCCAAAUUGGAGACCCCGCCUUUGAAGCUCAAUCACGAGAAAUGGCUCACCGAGAUACUUCUACCGGCUCGAUUGAAGACCUUGAAAAGGCAGAAACAGCAUCUGAUAACCAGGAUGGCAACUACAAUGAUGGCGCUCUACCUGUCAAGUUCAAAGAGAGGUCAAUGCGUGCGUUCUUCAGGGACGCCUCCGAUGUGAACUCCGAAUGGCAUUUGAAAGCAUCAGAAGCACAUCGUCAGAUAUUUUUGGCCGGUGUUGAUCUCGUCAAGCCGGAACCUCUGGGACCAGGCCACUCGAUUAAGGAAGGUCUACGUCUGUACUCCGCCUAUCGUCUCCUCUCGCAUUUCGUCGAGCUCAAGUUGGAUGAGUAUACAUCUCAAGAGAAAGCAGAGGUUAUGGAAGGGCUAGCCAUGGCGCUUUCACACACCGAUUUUGCAGAAACACUCAGUCGCACGGGAAUGUCAUAUACGAGAGGUCUCAAGAGUCUGGUGAAUGGCAGAGUUGCGCUCUGGGCUGAAUCUCUCAAAGCACCGGAGAUUUCAUCCCUUUUGAGCCCUGAUGCAGCUGCAUGGUGGGCGGAUGUGGCCAUUGAUUCUCGAAGAUGCAGAUAUGGGAUGAUAAGAGGGUAUGUUAGCCGCAUAUAUGCUGCAGCUAAUCUUGAAGAAGCAUUGAGUGCCUAUAAGCUGCUCUAUGGACUUUUGGGUGUUUCUGGACUCGACGAACUCCUUAUCGACAAAGCCAAAACUAAUUUUCCGGAUGAGGUUUCAGCACCAAAUCAAGCAACGGAAGAACUCGGGGAAGAAAAGAGUUCACUGGGUUUACCUGGUAUCUUCAGCGAUCUUGAGAUGGACGGAACGGCUUACCGAGCUGUGGGGGAGCUCUUUUUCCACUAUGGCCAUUACAAAGCGGCGGAUUUGAUGUGCGACAAGGCAUACGCCCUUUGCCACUCCGAUGACAAUAAUGUGGAGAAGUUCAAGAUAUCGGUUCUGCACUCCAAGGUUCUGUUGAAGCUACAUGACAAAGACAAGGCUUUCGAAACAAUUUUGGAGUGUGUCAAGGAUAUUGAAAUAAUCGAUGUGCCUACACCUUUAAAGCGUUUAGCUCUCUUGGCAAAGGCGGAAGUUGAAACAAAACUGAAGAUGUGGCAAGCGGCAGCCGAAUCCUACACCAAAGCAAAAGCGAUCGAUCCCACAGGGCUUACUACUGGAGAUGCCCUGGUUAAAGAAAUUGGGCUCUUCGAGAAGGUAGCCGAUUACGCUGGAUACUUUCGAACAUUGAAGAGUUGGAGUCCUAUUGAUAGGCUAACUUGGAUGGCAUGGAAUUAUUGCGAUGAGGGCUAUGAGCGACAUGACAGGCUUCGCUCUCUUGCAAUCAAGGAGGGAGAAGCUGAUUUUCUCAUUGAAGCCUAUAAAAAUGCCAUCCAAUUUCUUGAUCGACUGAACUCUGGAGCCCCAUUGCGUCUUGAGCUGGCGCUGACCUAUUUCAGGGCGACAGGGGACCUCGAGAAUGCUCGCAAAUCUUUAGACGAAAUAUUUAGCAGCACUUCUGGCGGAUAUCCGUAUUCCAUUACAGACGAACAACCACAAACAAUGCUCCAAAGGGUUGUUGAUGUCAUGUCUGACGUUUUGUACGAAAUUUUCCGCGGCUCUCGUGAUCCCAAGGUCAAAUUAGAGGCUCUUGAUGCACUUAAAGGCAUAAUGGAUAGGCCGCUCUCUUUAUCUGUGCCUAUCUACACAAGUCUAGACCUGGUUCAUCGUCGCAUCGUUAUUGCGUCAAUGUGUUUGAAGAUGGGUCAAGGAAGCGAGUUCCAAGAGCGACUCCAGAGUGUCCUCGAUGAUUGCUUCGCCGGUCUAAGCGAUAAAGUCUCUUGGAAUGAUGGCCAAAAUUUGGAAAAGCUGGGCCAUGCUCUUAUGCUGCUGAGCAAAUCUAUUCCUGAUGGGCAAGACAUUCAGCGAUAUGCGCGAAUUGUGAUUUCAGCCAUGUUUUCUAAGAUCACUACCGCUUCAGAUGAUGAAGACGAACUAGAGUCUGGAUCGGAUGAAUCAGAAGAUGAUGAUAAUAGCGACGAUGAAGAUGAUGCACUACCUGAAGGAGUGUCAGCACCGAAAGAUGAGGGAGACCUUGGUAAUCCCGACGUCGUUGUAUACAGCUGCGAUGGAGGCAUAUGCACCCCCGUAGCUGGGUACGCCUGGUGGGGAGAUUCUGUGGUACACUACUGCACAGAAUGUUCAACAACAUUGGUGUGUGAAAUCUGCUACAACGCCAGACAUUAUCCCGAGAAGGUAGGAUCGCCAAAUGUGAUGCACUUUUGCGAUAAGAGGCAUAACUAUAUCAAGUUGCCCGUGGAGGGUUGGCGAGGUAUCAAGGAUGGCAUUAUGAGGGUGGAUGGAGAAGUGCCAGUUAAGUUUGAAAGCUUUCUGAAUCGCUUGCAGAAUGAGAUUUGCAAAGAUGCCUGGGACCGGUUCUGGACUGGG